AUGACAUCAGGCGCCUCCUUGGCGUCGAAGGUCGGAGAGUCGACGGUUGCGGACCUCCAACAGGUGAUAGGUGACUUGUCUCCGACUGAACUCGAGAAGUUCAAGGUGGCAUUGGACGAGGCGACUACUGCGGCAAGGAAGAAGCAAGCCCGCCGCAGAGUGAAAU
Molecule: messenger RNA, 166 nt
Organism: Symbiodinium necroappetens
Lineage: Eukaryota; Dinophyceae; Suessiales; Symbiodiniaceae
Source: the annotation of a GenBank genome assembly